ACCUCAUUUUCUUCGAGGAUUGUGUAAUGGAUGAAUUUUAUGCAAACAAAAAACAUUAAAUAUCAAAAAUUUGACUAUAUAGCAAAUUUUUUAAUCGGCAUAGUAACGUCAUGGCUCUUAUUUUAAGUUAAAUAAAUUGCAGUAAGUUUAUAAUAAAAAUUGAUGAGACUAAGAACAAGAAAAUUUAAUUGUACAUAGUGUCAAAUAUACUUUAGUAAAACGUAUUGUUAGACUAUUAGUCGAAAUUCGACGGAGUGUUAUAUAAAAGCGAUAUUUAUUUAUAUAUAUAUAUAUAUAUAUAUAUAUAUAUAUAACAUAUAUAUAUAUAUUAUGUGUUCUACUUUAACGAUGUGUUCUUAUGGAGGUUUUUUUAAUGGACAAAAAGCUAACAUUAGCAACAUAACAACUGUAAAUAGUAUUUUACCAGGUGAACUUGCCGAGGCUCUAGAGACAAAUUUAAAAAUAAAAAACAAUAUAAAUGAUACACACAUAGAUAAACAAUCAAUUCAAAAUGAAGGUGUUAUGUUAUUAGAUUGUCGUUCUUUUUUAGCCUACAAUUUUAAACAUAUUUCAGGAGCUUUAAAUGUAAACUGUACUGGCCUUGUUAAAAAACGCUUACAACAAGGUAAGGCAACACUUGUUGAUAUGGUUACAUCAGAAUAUGGAAAAGAGUUUUUAAAAAGUGGGAAGUGGGCAAAGGCAGUUGUUUAUGAUGAUUGUACUACCGAACUAGAAAAGUUACCCUCUUCACACCCAUUGAAAAUUGUUUUAGUCCUAUUACAUAAACAAGGAAAAGAAGCCUUUUUACUAAAAGGUGGCUUAAAGGAGUUUUCUCAAUGUUAUCAAAACCUACUAGCUUUUCAUUCUGAUCAUCCUGACUCAGUUACAAACGCUAUUGAUCGUAUAAAUUCUUUAGCAAAAUAUCAUCAGGACAUUACUACAAACCAACCUAAUCCGAGUUGUCCGCUAAAUGUAAAAGCAACUGAAGUUAUGCCAAAUGUAUUUUUGGGAAAUGCAACUGACGCAAAAGACGAAGUUUUACACGAUCUUCACAAUAUUCGCUACAUUCUAAAUCUGACAUGUAAUUGUCCGAAUUACUUUUACGAUAAACCCGGAUAUCAUUAUAAACAAGUUCAAAUAGAAGAUUCAUGUAAAGAAGAUAUAAAAGAAAUAAUUCCUGAAGCUAUAAAUUUUAUAGAUCAAGCAAGAAGCAACAACUGCUCAGUUCUUAUUCAUUGUCAAGGUGGCGUUUCUCGUUCGCCCACAGUUACAAUAGCAUAUCUAAUGCACGCAAAUAAACAGCCGUUUAAAGAAGCUUACGAAUUUGUUAAACUGAAACGCCCAUGCAUUGCUCCUAAUCUUAAUUUUAUGGGACAGUUGUGGGAAAUGGACCAGCGAAAAAAUACCAAUGCUUCACAAAGCGAUUGUUUACUCAAAAAGCUUAUUUGUCGCGGAGGUAAAGAAUAAAUUGUAGAAACGUCUCUAAUAGGCUUUAGCCCAUAUUGUAAAAUAAAAUUCUUUUGUUGAUAUGUAUUUUAUAUUAGAAUGAAUGAAUUAUAUCGUGUUAUUUUUAAA
Molecule: messenger RNA, 1575 nt
Organism: Hydra vulgaris (swiftwater hydra)
Lineage: Eukaryota; Metazoa; Cnidaria; Hydrozoa; Anthoathecata; Hydridae
Product: dual specificity protein phosphatase 10
Biological process (GO): negative regulation of MAPK cascade; protein dephosphorylation
Cellular component (GO): cytoplasm
Molecular function (GO): MAP kinase tyrosine phosphatase activity; MAP kinase tyrosine/serine/threonine phosphatase activity; protein tyrosine/threonine phosphatase activity
Source: RefSeq, a predicted model, not a curated record